This is a messenger RNA of Fusarium sp. VM40, 1386 nucleotides long. The record is from the annotation of a GenBank genome assembly. NCBI's taxonomy places the organism in Eukaryota, Fungi, Ascomycota, Sordariomycetes, Hypocreales, Nectriaceae.
AUGGCGGUCGCGGUAACAGAUCCUUUCGCCAAGCUGCCCUCCGAGCUUCGUCGUCAGGUUCUCCUAUUGACUGACUGCAAAUCGUCGAUACUACGCAUGAUUCAAGCCUCUCCGAUCAUGCUUCGAGAAUAUCUCGCACAAAAGAAGCAUAUUAUACGACAAGUGAUGGCGUCUGAAUUUGACGAACAGAUGAUACAAGACGCCAUGGCAAUCAUCUUACUACCAAUUCCGCGAAGCACCCAUUGGAAUAAACUCAGUAAGCGCCAGUCACGGUCCAUACGCGAACAUAUACUGGCUUGGUCGGAGUCUCAACUGCCCGAUCCUAUCAAGGAGGGCAACGACGACCGGCUAGGUCAACUGAACAAAUUGCACAGUCAACUUCUUGUUUUGGUCGAGGACUAUAUUACCAAAGCCACCGCUUCCUUUCCUCCACGGGAAUAUCUUUGUCUACCGCAUGUUCAGCAGCCAUUAACUGAAGGACAUGUUAUGUUCAGAGGGGUCAAGGUAACGCCACGAUUCAGUUCGGCAAAUCUCACAUCCUUGGAACGUAAAAGGUUUAUCAAAGCAUUUCUGCUAUACGAGCUAUUUUGUAAGAUCAGCAAUGCCCCUCACGCCUCCGGCUUGGUACGGCAACAUCGCGAAGUCAGCUAUUUCGAGUAUGAAGCGCUCGGGUGUGUCCACAACUACAUCCGUUCUCUUUACGGGGCAAUGUUUGCCCAAUGCAACGAUGGUUGGCUUCCCAGCACUUCGACGGAGGCUUCACUUGGAUCUGGGUUACUAUUUCCCGAUACCUAUUAUUUUGACGCAAAAUCCUACUCCCCUAACUUUGAUGUGUGUUCUCUUGGCAUAGUCCCUAGGCAUGACCUUGGGGACUGUUUCUCCACGACUGGGCUUGAUUAUCUCACCAUUUUCCUUGGCUAUGGUUUGGCCAUUCAAGAUGAAAGAGAAGCCCUCAUGGCGCAAUUCGAAUAUGUCUGGGGCUUUGAAAGACCUUUUCGAUCUUACAAGUGGGACAUAAGCUUCGCGCUCUUACUCACAACUAAGCCAACAUACGAAGAAUCAUCUAUGUAUAAGCAACUUUUUUUGAACCGCGAUAAUACACUCCGACACCAGAUCUUUCAGCAGCGUGCUUGGGUGUUCUUUGACGACAAUCGCUUCUACCCCCAAGAGAGCCCUGAGCGGCCGAACUUCCCAUCGGAAAGUUUUCUCAUGGAAGAACCCACCAAAGAAUAUUCUAAGCGUGCUUGGUCUUACAACCCAAAAGAGGAGAGAGGUUUACGAAGAUCGCAACGAUGGCAUGAUGGGCGAAAUCGUGCUAGUGGUUCAAACGUCAACACGCCUAAAGGUAGGGGUUUCUAUUAUAUCAGAAGAGAUAACGAAAUCUAG